AUGGUUAGCCAUACAAACCGUACACGUUGGGCGGAUAGAGUGAAGGAAGCCAGACUGCAGACACUGAUGACAGAGUUUGAUAGAUUGAAGAUGAAAGAUACAGAGUCAAUCGAUGAUUUCGCUGGAAGAUUGUCAGAGAUCUCAUCAAAGACCGCUGCCCUAGGGGAGGAGAUUGAAGACACGAAGCUUGUGAAAAAGUUUCUAAAGUGCUUACCUCGAAAGAAGUUUGUACACAUUGUUGCAUCGCUUGAGCAAGUGCUGGAUCUCAAAACUACAACCUUUGAAGAUAUCACGGGUCGACUUAAAGCGUUUGAAGAACGUGUUGCUGAGGAUCAGGACGAACAAGAGGAUCAAGCAAGCUAA
Molecule: messenger RNA, 363 nt
Organism: Microthlaspi erraticum
Lineage: Eukaryota; Viridiplantae; Streptophyta; Magnoliopsida; Brassicales; Brassicaceae
Source: the annotation of a GenBank genome assembly